Messenger RNA from Temnothorax curvispinosus, 1846 nucleotides. RefSeq names its product POC1 centriolar protein homolog A-like (gene Poc1). The transcript is spliced from 6 exons. Gene Ontology annotation, cellular component: ciliary basal body; centriole. Gene Ontology annotation, molecular function: protein binding. The record is from RefSeq and is a predicted model, not a curated record. Gene Ontology annotation, biological process: cilium assembly. Bases 160 to 1515 code for a protein of 451 amino acids. Lineage: Eukaryota; Metazoa; Arthropoda; Insecta; Hymenoptera; Formicidae.
UGGCUCCCUCGCAGCCUGAAAUCCAUUCGGGGUUUCAAAAAGAAGAAGAAGAAGAAACAACAAACAAACACUCCACAGACUCCACUGAGCAUCGUUCUUGCAUGGGAAGUGAAACCAAGUCAAAGUUGAUAAUAUUCGGACGCGAAUCUUUUCGAUAAGAUGCUCCAAGAAACCCCGGAAGAGACCACCUGCGAGCCUGCGUACCAAGGAUACUUCGAAGGUCAUCACAAUGCAAUUACAGCUUUAAGCUUUCAUCCAAAUGCUGAUCGACUCAUAUCGAGUAGCCUAGACAAAACAGUAAUGAUGUGGCAAUUGAGACAUUCGUUGCCGGCUUACAAGUUCAAAGCCCACGCAGAAAGUGUCUUGGACGUGUGCUAUUCGCCAAACGGAGACCUUAUGGCCAGUGCUUCAAAAGAUACAUCUGUGAGAAUUUGGGUUCCUAAAAUUAAAGGAUAUUCGUUGGACUUUAAAGCUCACAGCUCUGCCGUGAAAUCAGUACAGUUCAGUCCAACUGGAGAAGAGCUGGUCACCGCAUCGAACGACAAAAGUGUCAAGUUAUGGUUAGCACGUCACAGAAGAUUUCUCAUGUCGUUUAUAGGACAUACGUAUUGGGUCAAUUGCGCUAGGUUUUCUCCCGAUGGUAAACUUUUGGUAUCGUGCAGCGAUGACAAAACGAUAAAAGUAUGGGACAUUAUCAGUGCGCGAUGUGUUAAAACUUUUAACGAGAUAAAAGCCCCCGCUACAUACGUGGAAUUCCAUCCAAACGGUACGACUAUCGGAUCGGCAAACGAGGACGCGUGUAUUAAACUGUACGAUCUGAGAACAAAUUCUUUAUGUCAGCAUUAUGCUGCUCAUAAAGGACCUGUGAAUAUGAUCAAAUUCCAUCCAACGGGUAAUUUCAUGUUAACAGCUUCGGAUGACUCGACAAUGAAGAUUUUAGAUGUCCUAGAAGGCCGUCCAAUUUAUACUCUCAAGGGACAUCAUGUUGGUGUAACAUCCGUAGCAUUUUCAAAAGACGGUAAGCUUUUUGCUUCUGGUGGCACGGACCGACGAAUUCUAAUAUGGAAGUCUAAUUUGUGUAUGGAUGGCCAAAUCGAAAAGAUUCCUACACAGUUAAUGCCUUCUACCAUCAAAUUGGAUGAUAUGAGUGAAAAAUCGAACAGCGACGAACGUAAAGAAAUUGUACACAAGAAGCGGAGCCAAGAAAAAUAUUUAUCAGACACGGUUAAAAAAUUGCAUCUGAGAUCAGACGACAGAUUUUGUGAAGGAUCAUCAACAAGAAAGACUAAACCUGAAAUAGUCAACGUGAGGAAUAUUGAAUCUUCUGAAAGAGAUUGUGUAGCAAAUGUGCUAAUCCCACAAGAUCAGACAUCGCCUGAUGCACCUUUGUCUAAUCAAUCCAUUAAAACAGUAGAAGCACUCUGUGAUCAAGUACAAUCAUUACAUGAUACUGUUAAUGUACUAGAACGACGAAUGACAACAUUAGAAGAGACGCUUAAUUACAAGCUUCCUUAGCUGUUAGCUUAGCAUUCCAAUCACUUGGAAUAACGUGUGUCUGAUGUGUAUGUAUGUGUGCAAUGUUGACUUAAUAUGGAAAACGGGAUUAUAAUUGAUAAGUUUUAUCAAUCGUGCAUAUUACAAAGAUCAUGAAAAUUUACUGACAACUAGUAUUCCAAUGCCUUAUUUUAUAGAUACUCAGUCAGAAAUGAUUAAUCAAAUCUACGUGAAUUUGACGUCGAUGAAUUAUUGAAUACUGAUUGAUAUCAUUUUUACCUCAUCAUAAAAUUGUUUUUAUAUUAAUUACGAAUAUUUCUGUAAGAUUUCUAUGUCUCGACCAAUUCCAUGU